AUGGAUAGCAUGACAGACCGGGACAAGUUGGCCCUUCUGGCCAAGCAAGAAACAACCGACGGCCCUCACAAUGUCUUUGAUAUUUCGCAAUUCGAGCACCAAGUUGAUCAAAAAGUCUCUCCAAAAGUAAUUGAACGACUUCAAAAGGAAUUUGGCAAUGAUAUGGCUGGUGCAAUUGACAAGUUUUUCGGGAUGAAGAACAAGUCUCCCGAGCAAGAGCCACCUAAUGGCAAGGCAGAGACCGAUGGAGAGUCCGGGUCCGAGUCAGAGGGUAAUCCAACCCCAGACCUAGACAAUCGACAGGAAAUAGUGACUAGAGACCGAUACUGGGAUAGAUUCAAGCGGCAAUUUGUUUUGAAGAAGCCUGCAAAACCCAAGAAUGAGUCUAGAAGAUACAAAGACUGCGUCAUCUUUGUUCGUCGAGACUAUAACCCAGAGAUGACUGAUUACCAAACCGUCUUGAUCAUUUCUGGAGAAGUCCUUCGAAACGCCCUGCGAAACAUAUUCCGUGGGGCAGCAGGUUUUGGGUUGACCGAGAAUAUCAUCACAGAGCUCGAUCCAAGUUUCAUGUUUUGGGCUCGACCCGAAUUCGAGCUCCUUGCGAAGCAUUACCAUGAGGUUGGAGACAAGACGGCCGUCUUCGAGAUGGGUGCCGCUUUCAACUUCAUUGAUACCCAGUAUGGAGAAAUGGUCUCGGUUCUAGACUCAUUGCUACCUCAUUCCAUCACUUUUGAGUACCUGUGGGCAAUUUUGCCACCCGAUUGCUUGAUUGUUGGAACGGAUGCACUUGACUUUCAGAGCAUCUGGUGCGUGCGGAGCCACAGCGUUCAAUGCAUACAAGGCCAAAACUUCUUGAUCAUGGAGGCAGAGAACAUUAUCUGGGACGGGUCCAAGGCAGGAAGCGUGCACCAGAUGUUGCGGAUCCCAAUGUUCACUGGUGUCAAGCUGAUACGGGAUCUUCCAUACAUCCCCUUGGAUUACCACCCACAACGUGAGGAAGCAAUGAAGAAUGUCCUGAAGCGUAGCGUCAAGGCCUUGGAGUUCUGGCAACCUCAUUUCCGACACCUCGAGCAUCAGGGCACUGGUUUGGCCAAGGUCCACGACAAGGUUGAUUACUACCCAUUCAGCGGGCGUGUAGUGGUAGAUCCCAAGACGAUGCGGCGAAUGGAUCCAUCCAACCCAGUCAUGCCACAUUCCAGUGCAAUCAGCAAUCUGCGCAAAAUUUCUAGAGUAUCAAUGGCGGAGUUCUCAAUGAGUCACGAGGGCCCAAACACGUCAGAAGAGCUUCUCAAGGAGCUUCUGAAAGAUGCGAGCGACGCUAUGCUUGAGUUUGUGGGCGGAGAUUCUGGCAAACAUAACGCGAGGAACAGAAGCUACGGAAGAGGUCGUCCACCCCCUCGAGUUCCGGGAAUCAUGCGCCCUCCACCAGGUUUACCCCCGUUUUAUCGCAGCAGCAGCAGCAGUAGUGGCAGCGCAUCAUCAAGCGAUAACGAAACGUGGACGUCUUUACCAGCAUCUAGACAAAAUCGAUCAACAGCUCGAAGAGUUCAGCUGUCCAAGAAGCAGAUGCUUCUUGUCUCUGGCUUUGUCUAUGGAUAUAGCCUGCGCGAUAGUACUUGGGGUGCCUUUUCUGUUGAUCGAGUGUCGGAAAUUGAUUGGAAUGAGACCAUAUUUGAUUCUCUUGUCAUGGAGAAGUCGCUCAAAGAUGUAAUAUAUCAGCUCGUCGUUGCCCAUGGUGCAGGAAAUUCGGACUUUGAUGAUCUCAUCAAGGGCAAGGGCAAGGGCCUUGUCGGGCUCCUCUACGGACCUCCAGGAUCCGGCAAGACAUUGACGGCCGAAGCGAUUGCCGAAACUGCCAAAAUGCCGCUGUAUGCAAUAUCCAGUGGAGCACUGGGCCACGAGGCGACCAAGAUUCACGACAAAUUGUCUAGCAUCCUCAAGCUAGCAAGCCACUGGAAGGCAGUGCUUCUGCUAGAUGAGGCAGACGUCUUUCUUGCUCAGCGAACAACGACAGACAUUGAAAGAAAUGCGAUAGUUUCCGUCUUUCUUAGAGAGCUCGAAUACUACCAGGGCAUUCUCAUCUUGACCACCAACCAAGCUCAAGUCAUUGAUGAGGCCUUUCAAAGCCGAAUCCACCUCUCCCUUCAGUAUUUCAGUCUCGAUACUGCUUCACGUUACAGAGUUUGGGAUAGCUUGAUGGAGAAUGCGCGCAAGUCCAAGAGAAUCAAGGUGGAUGUUACUCAGGAUGCUCUGCAAACUUUGGCCGAGGUGCCGCUUAAUGGCCGACAGAUAAAAAACACUAUCAGCAUUGCAGUCAAUAUUGCCACUACAAGCGAGUCGCAAGUUAUGACGGCCGAGACGCUGAGCAACACGGCAAGACUACUGCAGAACUCCCAGUUUCGUCGGCAGGAGUCUGAUCAUGGUGAGGGGUCGAGAACCUUGGCUAAGGGUGUUCUAGCAGAUUCGGGUGACGACGAGCUGGCUACAAACACAGUCCGACAGACGACAAACUCCACGGCCAAAGAAAAUCAGUUCAUGAUAAGCCCGCGUACCAUGGCAUUGUUGAUUGGCUUUCUAGGAGCGUUCCUAUGGAAUACCUAUCUGACCUGA
This is a messenger RNA of Pestalotiopsis fici W106-1, 2610 nucleotides long. RefSeq lists its product as uncharacterized. The record is from RefSeq and is a predicted model, not a curated record. The transcript is spliced from 11 exons. Gene Ontology annotation, molecular function: ATP binding; ATP hydrolysis activity. NCBI's taxonomy places the organism in Eukaryota, Fungi, Ascomycota, Sordariomycetes, Amphisphaeriales, Sporocadaceae. Bases 1 to 2610 code for a protein of 869 amino acids.